AUGAGUUCUUCUUGCAAAAGAACACUUUCUCUUCCACUUCACAAGGAGAAUCCUCUAUUGGAAAUUCCCUACCAAACGUCACAGGAAUCAUCAUAUUCAAACGAGUUUGUUGCAAUUAAGAUGCCAUUAACACCGAGUCCAACACCCUCUUACAAGAAGGUUAAUUUUCUUGUUACAUCACGUUCGGUUGAUGCUCCAAUUGUUGAUAGUGAUAACAACAACCAAGGGAUUUCAUCAACAAGAGGGAAAUCAUCCGGUGCUAGAAGUAUUUUACCGAAAUUGAACUUUCGGUAUAAUAGGACAUCAUCCUCUGAUAUUGAAAAGGGUAUAACUUUGGCUCCGGAAAGUCCUUAUGAGAAGCCUUCAGUCUCUGGAUCAGUUUCUUUCAGUAAGCUAUUUGCUCCUAAGAUUUAUAGAACUUCUUCGUUACCCGUUGAAGAAAUCGGGCGUGUUAAUACCGAGUUUGCUUUCGGUGGAUGUCUUGGUGCUUCUCCAUAUAGAAGCCAGGGGUCGAUAGCUCGCACUCGUUCAGAGCCUGUAGAUAGCCAAGAAAAAAUCAUAAGGAAAAUGGACAAGUUUUACCGCAUUAUUCCUUCCACCCCAGGUGCAAAGGAAGUUAAAGAAUGGUUAAAAACUUCCGCAGAAAACAAUACUGAAAAUGACGGUGAUAACGGUGAAGAUAUAGCUGAAGAGGAAGCUGUGUGUAGAAUUUGUCUGAUUGAGCUAUGUGAAGGAGGCGAGACACUGAAGAUGGAAUGCAGUUGCAAAGGCGAACUUGCAUUGGCUCAUCAAGAAUGUGCUAUCAAGUGGUUCAGUAUCCGGGGUAACAAGACAUGUGAUGUGUGCAAGGAAGAAGUUCAGAAUCUCCCCGUCACUCUCUUACGGAUCCAAAAUGUUCAAACUCAGAAUACCGCGGCAAGGUCUCAGCAGGACGACGACUUCAGGGUUUGGCAGGAGUUACCCGUACUUGUCAUCGUCAGCAUGCUUGCUUAUUUCUGUUUCCUUGAGCAGCUUCUGGUCGGAAAAAUGGGAACCAAAGCGAUUUUCAUUUCUCUUCCGUUUUCCUGUGUACUGGGUCUAGUCUCCGCCAUGACAUCAACAACCAUGGUGAGGAACAGGUACAUCUGGCUUUACGCGUCUGCCCAAUUCGCGUUGGUUGUUCUCUUCGCACAUAUAUUUUACCCCUUGUUUGGUAUCCUGCAGGUUGGUAAGCAAGCAGUUUUAGCAAUCCUUCUUGCAUCAUUUGCUGGAUUUGGUGUAAUGAUGAGCGGAAGUUCAAUAGUUUCCGAGUUACUCAAAUGGAGAAGAACUUGGCAAGCAUACUCGGAGCAGCGCUCUCAAGUGAUGACGCAAGAAGAACUAUAUUCUCAAAGUGUAAUCACCCCACAACCAAGCCUUCCCACCUACAACCAAACUACAGUGCAACUUCAAAAUCAACAGAGCUCAAUUCAUAGUUAA
Molecule: messenger RNA, 1458 nt
Organism: Lathyrus sativus (Indian pea)
Lineage: Eukaryota; Viridiplantae; Streptophyta; Magnoliopsida; Fabales; Fabaceae
Source: the annotation of a GenBank genome assembly